Messenger RNA from Liolophura sinensis, 2706 nucleotides. Its product is annotated as riboflavin biosynthesis protein VVA0006-like. Lineage: Eukaryota; Metazoa; Mollusca; Polyplacophora; Chitonida; Chitonidae. The transcript has 3 exons. The record is from RefSeq and is a predicted model, not a curated record. Bases 40 to 675 code for a protein of 211 amino acids.
AAAUGAACACGCAAUCCCUGAGUUUCACUAUUGAAUUCCAUGCUGUGUGGUGCAACGAAACUGUAUUGUUUCCGAUUCUUUAUAUAUUCUCAACGAUUCAACAGGGCUGAUACAUUUGCUAGGCUGUCCUGUCGAAGUAUGGCUGCGAAAAAGGUGAAGACAGAAAUAGUUGCUGAUUCGGAAGAAAAAUUCACACCUUUUUACUCCAAGGCAUCUCCGUUCAGUCAGCAUCAUUUUUGUGAAUUCGAGAUAGACGGCAUGCGUUUCAACUGUGCGGAGCAGUACAUGAUGUACCAGAAAGCAGUUCUGUUUCAAGACAAUGAAAUGGCUAGGAAGAUAAUGGCAUCCAAGGAUCCUGUGGAGCAGAAAAGAUUUGGCAGAAAUGUUAAAAACUUUGAUCAGGCUAAGUGGAAUGAAGUUUGUGAAGAUAUUGUUAGAAAGGCUAACAAAGAAAAGUUUACUCAGAACCAAGAACUGAAGCAAGCGCUGCUGGCCACAAGGGGAACAACUCUUGUAGAAGCUAGUCCAAGAGACAGAAAAUGGGGCGUUGGACUGGGAGUGAACAAUGAAGGUGUACAUAGCAGAAAAAAAUGGCGUGGGAAAAAUCUCCUGGGACAGAUAUUGACAUCUGUCAGAGAUGAAAUUGAAAUGAAAGAAAAAUCAGCCAUAAACUGAGCUCAUAUUGGUUUAUAUGUGAAAACAAAAAACAUUAAUCAAAUGUAUAAUUUCGCAAUCUUUUGAGAUUUGUGCCCUUCUUUUGUGAUAUUUUGCUUUUUGUUGAUCCUAUACCUGCAGAUCAGCUUGAAGCUAUUAACCUGGAGGUUAAAGGAAGCUCUUUUUAAAAUGGAUCCAGAUUGGCAUUAUCUUCAGGUUGUGAAAUCUUGUUUCCAGAAGAGUGUCCUGAAGACAUACUUUUAUGAAUUUUUAUCUGUACAAUGUAAUAUACAGGUACAGAAGUCCUGUAAUUUGUUAUCAUGUAUCAGUUCUUAAGGAACAUAUCCAUAUAUAUAUCGGGUGGGCAUAUAAAAUGGGCCAUAAUUUGACACUCGAUAUCUACGAAACCCUCUUAUGUCAGCUUCUGAAAAUUUACACACUCAAAAGCCAUUAUGUCCCAAGUAUACAGACCAGAUUUCAAUUUCAUCCUUGAAGAUUUCUGUUAAGGGACCAAAAUCAAAAUAAUCAAAAACACCUUCCGGAUAUUUCAAAAUGAUGUUCUAUCUUGUUUUACUUGAAAAGGUGAUCAAUUCCUUGUCCGCCGCAUAGAAAACCAUCUUGAUUCAGCUAAAUUUGUGCCUAUCUGGCAGAAGGGUCUCUCUGACACAAGAGCCAGACAAUUUUUCCAGACGAUACUUGAUUGACGCGAGUCACACAGGUGCAGCGCGCAAUCUACUCAUGACACCUGACAGGUGAUGCAGUGUGGGUCACCGGAACGUGCGUUUUUGAGGCUAUGUUUUCAUUUUAACCCUGUGUACAGACUAUUCAUGCCAUUUGAAUGUCUAAAGUUUGAAAGGGUUUGAACAAAGGAUAAUGGAGCAACGCAGCAUCACAGUACGGCCAUUUUUUUUACGCCCACUCGAUAUAUCCAUAUGCAACAUAUAUUUUCAUUGGUAUAAACAGGAAUUGUUUUUGGGACAUCUAGUCUGCUCCUUUAAGCCAUAUACAUGUAAAAUUGUAGCAGUAGUAUUUACUUUCUGUUUUUCACAUUGUGAGUCCAUCUAAUGAACAACAUACUCAUAUCUGUACUUUUCUAGUCAACUAAGACCUGAAGCUUAACUGAACAUGAAACUGAUAAAUAGCAAAUCUCUAUACACUAACGCUGAUGUCCACAUUUAUAUUGUACACGGCCACAUAGGCAUACAUGUAGGCUAUUCGGAAUGCCGACAAGAACAGGCAGUUGUCUUCACAUACAGGUAUGAAUUCAGAAUACCUUGGGGAAUAGAAUAUUUAUUAUGAAGCGGACAGAGGGAAAGAAUAGUAAAUAUAUAGUACAUUCUAAGAUUAACACAUGAAAAGUACAGUGUAAGCUAUAGCUGUAAUGCCAGUGAUUGGAAAUGCAAAUUCAAUGCCUGAAAACUCAGAAUCUGAAGUCUAGUCAGCGGUGCCAGUGUCAUAAAUCAGAACUUUAACAUUGUUCAUUGUGGGUUCAAAUUGAUACAGCAAUGUAUUUGCUUUCGUGCAAUUAGAAUCCAUGUCAUUUGAACAUUACACUGUUUUAAUAGAAAUUCACAGGUUAUUUAGCCCAGUUAGACUAGGGAUGGCAAUCUAUGACGUCACCUACCGAGUCGCAAUGGGGCAGCCGGCUGGAGAUCAACUAGGCAGUAAAUCUAUUGUUUUGGUGGAUUUAAAGUAAUUAGUACAUCACUCAGAAGCUAUCACGCUAAUCCUUUAGUAAAAAUAAGGUAUUACUAUACGUACAGGAUUACACCUAAUUAGAUUUAAGGAGAGAGGAAACCACAGUGUGCCUUACAACAGGAAUAAUUUUUCAGCUGUUACAGUUAGAGAACCUCCACUUUUCCUACAUUAACUGGUAUCCUUUGAACGGUCUUGUAUGGUGGAGCUGUAAAACUGUUUUAAACACAGACGCUCAAAAUAAAAAGAUAAUUCUGACUGGUUUCCACUCAUGGGCUUAUAAAGUUUGUAGCAGGAGAAUCUUUGAGCAGAAGUUGUUACAGGUAGAUGUAGUCAAUCAUCGAUCUCCUGUGUUGG